CGGGAGGCUGAGUGAAUGGUUUUAAUCGGUGAUACAGCCUCCCCCGCAGCACUGACGGACGAAAACACAUCCUUCACUGACAGAGCUAAGAAGCUUCGGGAUGCCUUUGGAAUUGGUUCCCUACAGCGCUAGUGUUUAGUUACUGUCUGCUUAUUCCGGUGCAGAAUCCUGGACGUACUUCCAUUUCUCAUAUAGGUUGGUUGACGGCACCAGUGGAGGCGGCACCAUGGUGCAAAAAUAUCAGUCACCCGUGAGGGUCUACAAGCAGCCCUUUGAGCUGGUGAUGGCGGCGUACGAGCGGCGGUUCCCCACCUGUCCCCUCAUCCCCAUGUUUGUGGGCAGUGACGUGCUGGACGAGGACCAGAGUGAAGACGGCUGCAUGCACAACGUGGAGCGCCGCUGCAAGCUGGACGUGGACGCCCCGCGGCUGCUCAAAAGAAUUGCUGGGGUGGACUACGUGUACUUCAACCAGAAGAACUCCCUGAACCGCCAAGAGAGGACCCUGCACAUCGAGUCGCACAAUGAGACCUUCUCCAACAGAGUCAUCAUCCACGAGCUCUGCAUCUACUCCGUGCACCCGGAGAACGAGGACUGGACGUGUUUCGAGCAGACGGCCAGCCUGGACAUCAAGUCCUUCUUCGGCUUCGAGAGCACGGUGGAGAAGAUCGCCAUGAAGCAGUACGCCAGCAGCAUCAAGAAGGGUAAGGAGAUCAUCGAGUACUACCUGAAGCAGCUGGAGGACGAGGGCAUCACUCAGGUGCCCCGCUGGACCCCUGGCCCCGCCUCCCCCGCCAAGCCCCUGGCGCCGCUGGUGCGCCCCACCGAGCUGCCCGUCACGCCCGCCAUCUCCAUCACGGCGCCCUCGGACAGCGCCAGCGCCCCGCCCGACUCCCUCGCCCUCGUCUCCAAGGAGGGCACCAGCCCCCCCAGCAGCCCCAGCGACCCAGUGGCCGGCACGCCAGAUGACAAAUUGGAUGCUGACUACAUCAAGCGUUACCUUGGAGACCUGACGCCCCUGCAGGAGAGCUGCCUGAUCCGGCUGCGUGGCUGGAUCCAGGAGACGCACAAGGGCAAGAUCCCCAAGGACGAGCACAUCCUGCGUUUCCUGCGGGCGCGCGAUUUCAACAUGGAGAAGGCGCGCGAGAUCCUGUGCCAGUCGCUCACCUGGCGCAAGCAGCACCAGGUGGACUACCUGCUGGAGACCUGGAGCUGCCCGCAGGUCCUGCACGACUACUACACGGGCGGCUGGCACCACCACGACAAGGACGGCCGUCCUCUGUACAUCCUGCGCCUGGGCCAGAUGGACACCAAAGGGCUGGUGCGUGCCCUCGGGGAAGAGUCGCUCCUCCGACACGUGCUUUCCAUCAAUGAAGAGGGUUUGAGACGUUGUGAGGAAAACACCAAAGUGUUUGGCAGGCCAAUCAGCUGCUGGACGUGUCUGGUGGAUCUGGAGGGCCUGAACAUGCGUCACCUGUGGAGGCCCGGCGUCAAGGCCCUGCUGAGGAUCAUCGAGGUGGUGGAGGCCAACUACCCCGAGACGCUCGGACGCCUCCUCAUACUCCGAGCGCCCAGAGUCUUCCCUGUGCUCUGGACACUGGUGAGCCCCUUCAUCGAUGAGAACACCAGGAAGAAGUUUCUUAUUUACGCUGGCAACGACUAUCAGGGCCCCGGGGGUCUGGUGGACUACAUCGACAAAGAGAUCAUCCCAGACUUCCUUGGAGGAGAGUGUAUGUGUGAGGUGCCUGAGGGAGGUGUCGUGCCCAAGUCUCUGUACCGCACUCCCGAGGAGCUGGAGAACGACGACAUCCGCCUGUGGACCGAGACCAUCUACCAGAGCGCCAGCGUCUUCAAGGGCGCCCCCCAUGAGGUUGUGGUCGAGAUCAUCGACGCCUCUUCGGUCAUCACCUGGGACUUUGACGUGUGCAAAGGCGACGUGGUGUUCAACAUCUACCACUCCAAGCGGGCGCCCCAGCAACCCCGGAAGGACCCGCUGGCGGGCCACGGCAUCACCUCGCCCGGCGGCAACAACGUGCAGCUCAUCGACAAGUCCUGGAUGCUGGGACAGGACUACAGCAUGGUGGAGUCGCCCCUCACCUGCAAGGAGAACGAGAGCGUCCAGGGCUCGCAUGUGACGCGGUGGCCCGGGUUCUACAUCCUGCAGUGGCGCUUCCACAGCAUGCCGGCGUGCGCCGCCACCAACCUGCCGCGCGUGGACGACGUGCUGGCCACCCUGCAGGUGUCCUCGCACAAGUGCAAGGUCAUGUACUACACCGAGGUGCUGGGCUCCGAGGACUUCAGGGGCUCAAUGACCAGUCUGGAGUCCAGCCACAGCGGCUUCUCCCAGCUCAGCGCCACCACCACCACCUCCAGCCAAUCACAGUCCAGCUCCAUGAUCUCAAGGUAGAGCUGGCCAAUCAGAGAGACGGUAGAGAAAGGGGUGGGAGGGGCAGACCGGAGGACAACACUGGCCCACAAUCCCUUGUGCUCCCCUAUCAACGCCCCACAUUUCGGACCCCUUUCCCCAGUUCUUUACUCCGCCCCACGAUCAUGAUGCUGACUAACCAUCUCCCCUGUGGACCUGAAGCAUGACUGAACUGCCUGCAUCAACAGACACAACGCACAUUGGUCUUGGACGGGGUGGAAAACAAAUCAACAACAAAAACAAAAAACUAACAAACAUACAAAAACAAACAAACAAACAAAACCCCCACUUGCACGCACACCUCUUCCAUGUCUAAAGGGCUUACGACCUGUAUCGCCGUGGCGAUCAGCCGGGGCAGCAGGUCCACACGCAAGCAGGUGUCCCCUCCUUGUGCUUCAGGCUGGAGGGCAGUAAGAGGGUAGUGAAUGGGCCAUAUCUCACUGGACACUCCAGUUGGACUGAGCAAUACACCUCCCACAACCAGAAGGGUUGAGGGGACACUGAACUGGAUCCGCUGUUACUUACACACACACACACACACACUCAUACAAACACACACACACACACACACACACACACACACACACAAACAACACCAAACUCCAGCACAGACACACAGAGAGAUGUUUUACAGUGUGUUGUGCACAUAUGGAUAUCCCAGCACAUACACACACACACACACACACACACUGAUGCAUACAUGUAUAUAUCAUACACACCCUCUCCACACCACCACCGAGUUCCACAGGACAUGCCAAAUCACCAGGGGGAGUGUGAUGCCUCUCUGGUGAGGUUUUUUUUUUUUUUUUGUGUUCAUUAUUAGGUCAAGUGUGAGCUGUGGAGAGACUUGGGCUAGAGGCAAUAAUCCCAGUUGAAUUUCUGCUGUCAAACUUCUAUUUAUCAUGUUGAUCGUGACGUGUGCAAAAGGAGGCAGCUGGUGUAUUCUGGGUGCUACGGAACAUGACCCCCCCCAUGACCCCUCCAGCUCUAGUCAGGACUGAGCCGACCGACGCGACGCCAGCGCUUGACCGCUCGCAAGACAAGUCGAUCUGGCAACAGGCCAGAUUGCGAUGCUCUCCUGUUGGUUAGUAGUUUCCUGUUCAUUUUCUCCAUGUUGUAUCAUAGCGACAUCAUGGAGUCUUCACCAGUGACUCCUCAGACCUGCUACUGAUAGAGUGGCUGAGCAGAACUGUCUGGACAGAACAUGACCGUCGGGGGGUUGGGUCAUUUAAUAACGGUUUCAUAGGUCAAACUUCUUCUUUUUUUUCUUUUUUUUCCCCAUUUGGGACGGUUUUGGGUGUUCAGGCGACCUGGGGUGGGUUUUGUAGUGAUUGAAUUCCAGAGUUGCCAUAUUUGUGAAGUGGUCAUUUCAACCAAGUAGAGGUCAACUUUGAUAUUGUUACAGAGACAACUUCACUGAUGUUAACCUAUUUGGAAGAGGAUGCUUGAAAAUGGAGAGAAGUUACUUUUUGCAAUGUAAUGCUGGUGUUCCGGGGAAUAUUCCCCAAAGUACAAUGUUUUUUGUUUUUUUUUUCCAAGGAGAUGACAUUACUCACAUUACUGUUGUUGCGUUUAAGGGGAUUUCCUUGAACCAUCACCUUUUUCUAGUGUAUAAACCGUUAGAGAGAUUUCCAGGGGCAUACAUUCUUCAGCAUUAUGUGGUUCUGCAUCACAUUCUGUGCAGACUCCACAGGUAUUGGUUAUUGCAAUAAAGUAGUGGAAUGUGUCCCCCAACCAUGUUACAGGCCAGAUGGAACUGGACUUUGAUGUGAUUGCAGAUUAUGACCCCCUGAUGUUGCCAUUUGAAAUGGGCCUGUUGUGCAGGUCAUGCAAAAAAAAGGAUGAAAGAAAGUUCUUUAUGUUGCAUCAUUGCCAUCAUCAUCAUCAUCCUCCUCAUGUCUUGAGCGCAUAUAUCCCACUAACAGCAAGAUGUGCUGAUGAGCACCAUAAUCUCUGAUCCUGAUCUCUUUUCCAAGCUGCCAUUUUACCGUUGGGUUUGAGAUUAGACACUUUCAGUUGGCUUCAGCCUUCCAAACAACCCCGGUAGCGACUAGCUUUCAGAGUCUCUGUCGUGUACACGACAGACGACAGUCUUCAGGUAGGACACCGUGGCCAGAACGAACACCCUGAAUCUUCAGGCAGCGGUCGGGCUAGUUUGACCGGACAACGGAUACCAUGCAGUUACCGAAGCAACUGCGUGGUUGUGAUUUUUUGUGUGUAUAUGUGAGAUGAGGGGUCACAUUUACCACUGGCUCUUGGCUCUAGUUUUUCAGUCCAGGUUGGAUAUCAGCACAAUAAUUCAGACAAAAUGCGUGAUCGCCAUAAACAAUAAAGACACGUCAUUGGUCUUCUGUUACAUUAGUGAAAAUAGUGCGAAUUUGACCCUCAUUCAUGUUCUCUGUUUUUGAAUCACUCAGUCUUUUGUUACAUGUACAUUCAUUUUUCAUUCUGACUGUGUGUGUGUGUGUGUGUGUGUGUGUGUGUGUGUGUGUCAUAUUAGACUUUUGGGUGAGGAAGUGAACAUAGUCUCAAUGUGCUAAUGCUCUAACCAAGAAAUGCUUUACUCAAGAGAAGAAAGAGGGCUGUAGUUGGAUCAGCUGUGAUUGUGCAGUGACAUACUGGAUCCCAAUGCCGACCUGUUUUCCAACUGUAACUUUUGCCUCAUUCUCCCCCAUCCUAAACCUCCCUCACUUUAGCCAUUUCAGAACGUUUUUUUGUUAUUAUUUUUGAGUGAAAAUGGAGUGUGUGUUUAGGGGUAAUGCAAGUUACAGUUUGGGCUUUUAUCCGAGACUGGUGACCCCAUUUAAAACCCAAGGGAAUCUCCCAUCACCAAGUCGGCAGGAUGCCUGUUUGAAAGGUUGCGCUGGAUUUGUUAGGUUUUUUGUGUGACUGACUGCUUCUUACCGCCCUACUGUGUUCUCAGUCAUGCAGCAGGAGCUACAACGCUGUGUGUGUGUGUGUGUGUGUGUGUGUGUGUGUGCCGUAUGAAAGUUCACCUCUUGUUUCUUUAACCUUGACUUCUCACCAGUGUAAAUGUCAUCUGACUAAGAGGGCUAAAAGUGUUGUUGUCUCGUCAUUUCCUGAACUCUAAACCACCUCUCGUUGUCUUUUGUGUGCUUGUUUUACUCCAUGUACUGCAUAUCUUUCAAGAAAUUAUUGUGUAUGUCAAAAAAAUGUUUAAAUUAAUAUACAAAAUAGCGCCUUUACAUUUUGUUUAAAACUAUUAAACUUGAAUUAUGAGAUUAAAA
Molecule: messenger RNA, 5670 nt
Organism: Sardina pilchardus (European sardine)
Lineage: Eukaryota; Metazoa; Chordata; Actinopteri; Clupeiformes; Clupeidae
Product: SEC14-like protein 1
Exons: 17
Coding region: 227-2404 (725 amino acids)
Biological process (GO): negative regulation of RIG-I signaling pathway
Cellular component (GO): cytosol; cytoplasm
Molecular function (GO): RIG-I binding
Source: RefSeq, a predicted model, not a curated record